This is a messenger RNA of Parasteatoda tepidariorum (common house spider), 9064 nucleotides long. RefSeq lists its product as uncharacterized. NCBI's taxonomy places the organism in Eukaryota, Metazoa, Arthropoda, Arachnida, Araneae, Theridiidae. Gene Ontology annotation, biological process: positive regulation of transcription by RNA polymerase II. Gene Ontology annotation, cellular component: nucleus. Gene Ontology annotation, molecular function: transcription coactivator activity. The record is from RefSeq and is a predicted model, not a curated record.
GUAAGAUAGUUAAUUAAAAUUCUGAGCUAAAUGAAACGAAACACCUUUCUCAUCUCAAAUAUCUGUAAUUUCAAUAUGACGUCAUUGCACAUUACGUCCGGGCAUUUGUAAUGGCCGCCUUCAUAUGUGUUGCGGAUUAUUGAAGUUCAAAAUGUUAACAAUUUUUAUUUUAUACGAAAAUUACAAUUCCUAACCUAUAUGGAAAUACGAUUAAUUAAUAAAGUGUACGGAAAAUUAUCAUUACUAUAUUUUUCCUCUAAAAUUUGGUGACAAUGCUACCUCAAAACUUAUUUAUUAUUUGGUUGGAAGUUUUUUCAAGUACUGUCUAUGCAUAAAUUUAAGUAAACAUGAGCUGUAUAUUGAAGAUUUGCACUGUCACUUUCUUUGAAUUGUGUGUUUUCAUAUAAAGGACAGUUUGUGUUUACAUUUCCAAAUGAGGGAAGCUUAGAGGAUGAAAAAUAUCUGCAACACUUUUUUCUUCCCAAUUAUAUGAUGGCGGAGUCACUAUGGAGUUCCUGAAUGCUUAGUUUUCUUAUUUCUGAUCAGUGAAGCAGUGUUAUUUGCUAUGUGUCCCUGUUAGUCAUGAAUGACAAUGAUGAGAAAGAGCAUGCUCUCUAUCAAAGCAUGAUCGCUGCCCUCCAUCACAUAAGAGAUUCUAAGUCCCCACCUAAGGCCCAAGUGGACGAGGCAUCUCUACAAUUAGCCAUGGAUAAAAACAAAGAAUCAUUAAAGAUGAAGUUGAUGAAUAGAAGACCAAUUAAUCAAUUGGUAGAUCAGGGUAUUAUACCAUCUCCAAAAGUUCCACCACACUACUAUGAACAACGUCAAAAGUUGGAGAGAGCUAAGAUGGGUGACUUUUUGAAAAAUAAAAUUCAAAAAAGACCAGAUCGACAAGCAUUAAUCCAACAACAUAUUUUAGAAGAUACAAAAAUUGAUCCAAGUUUACAAGACAAACAGCGUCAGUUGAAGAAAGCUCGUCUGGCAGAUGAUCUGAAUGAUCGAUUAUCCCAUCGCCCAGGACCAUUAGAGCUAGUUAAAGGCAAUAUCUUACAAGCUGAUGAAAAAUUUGCACAGGCUGUGAAAGAGGGACAAAUCCAAUUCAAGCGAACAUGUGAAGGGCAAGCCUUAAGGCAUCCAAUGCCUUGUUUCACAUUUGAAGAUGACAGUGGGAGUGAUGCAGCUUUAUCUCCUCCACAGGACUUACUAGACCAAUCUCUAAAUAGCAUGCCUUCUGUGGAAACAAUGGUUUUGUCACCAUACCAAAAUCAAGAUUCACCUAGUAACAGUUUGGGAGAGUUGAGAAUAUCAUCAGGAACACCUCCAACUUCUACACCUUCACCUGUCUCUAGUCAAUCUGGAAUUUCACUAACAAGUGAAAUUGUACCUAAAGAAAAUACAACUGUUGUACGCAGAAAAAAAUCCAAACCAAAAGCUCAGCCUAAACCUCGUACUAUUAAAUUUCAUGAAUAUAAGGGUCCCCCAAAUGCACAGAAAAGUCAAGCUUCACUACUUGAAUCUGAAACAUCCUAUGAACUUUUAUUGCAACAGCAACAACUCUUUCUGCAGUGGCAACUUGAAUGGCAGCAAAAAUAUCCUCACCAGAUGAUUCUUCCUGUUCCACAGCAACCUUCAUCAGACCAAUCGAAAUCUGCCAAUGUAAGUCAAAGUUCGCUCUUAGAUAAGCAACUUGACUCCCCAUCUUCACCUUCCCAGAAUUCCAUGAAACAGUUUGAAGAUAUGAAAGUUAAUAGUUUGAAGGCAGAAUUAAAAAAGAGAAAUCUACCUGUAUCAGGAUCAAAAGUGCAGUUACUUGAGCGCCUGAAAAACCAUUUAGAGCUAACAGCUAAUGGAAAUAAAUCAUCUGAUAAGAACAAUGUGAAAGUGGAAGCCACAACUGUGCCUAUUAAUGUAAAUGGUAUCAUUUUAGAUACAUUACCAACGUUAGUAACUCAACCUGAUGCGAUGACAUCUGUUGUAACCGUUGAGCCUAUCAAUAACAGGACUUCUCAAAUUUCUGUGAAAGAGGAACCGACUCUUAUGGUGUACAACACAUUGCCAGUUCAAGGACAGUUAGUUGCAUCGAGGCCAUCCUCUGCAGCCCCAAUGGAUGUUGAAAUCAAUAAUAGCUGUGAUGCUAUGGAUUGUAGUGACGGGUCUAAUAUAAUCAAUGAUGAUAUUGUGAAAAGACAACAGCAAAAAAUCCUUCAACUACAAAGAGAACUACAAAGGUCUCAAAUGCAGUUACAACAACAACAGUGGUUGCAACAGCAACAACAAGCACAAGCUCAGCAGCAGGCUCUGCUGGCAUCUCACCCUGUUCCUAUUGCACCUGCUCCUCCAGCAAAUCAAAUUCCUACUUUAUCAUUAGCAUCGUUACCCCAUCAAGGCAAUGUUGACAAAGCUUUGAAACAAUUACAACAACAUAUACAUCAGAAAAUACAACAACAACAGUUGAUACAGCAAGCUGGAAAAUAUGCACCUGGUUCUGCUGCCAAAUCUGCUAUUGUUAAAGCAAAUCUUGCUGCUCAUAUUCACAAUCAGCAAGCAAAUUCUAUUCGUCUACCUAAUGGAAUAGAUACUUUAAAUCAACAAAAUAUCACCCAAUAUGCCAAUUUGAAACCCAUUGUAUUGUGUCAAGCUCAAGCAGUGCCUCAGAUUCUUGAGAAACCAAGAGCCAAUUCUGUACCGAAUGGAUUAGCACAACAAAAAUUGGUUUGGUCUACAUCUGUACCUAACUUUUCUAACCUUGUACCAAAAAUGACCCUGAGAACUGUUGAGCCAAAACUUCUAAUACAGAAAGCUCCUCCUGACUACAGUGAAGCUGUUAAACCUCAAAACAAAGUAAAACAGGAAAAGCAGUCUAACACAAAAAAUCGCAAAAAAUCUGUUAAAAGUCAAGAAGUGGAUGAUGUUCUAGGUGUACUAAUAAAAAAUGGAGAAUUGCCACCAAGUGCUGCAUUAGAACCUGUCACACCCACCACUCCAGAAACUCAAAAAAAUGUUCCUUUGGGUCCUCCACUCUUCCCUACAAUCAUUGAUGUAAAAUCUGUUCGAGUUGAACCAGAAUCAUCAGAAGCAGAACAGAAAAGUACAUCUUUACCUAUCAAAAUUGAAAAUUAUACUUCACAACAAGAAGGUGUGCCAAAUCUUGUUUUUGAUUUAAAUGUUGAUUUACAAGACCUGGGCAUGAUGGAUCUUGGUGUCUUGGAAAAUAACGAUUCUCUCGAUUCACCGACGCAGAUGCCAUUUUCUAAACCUGAAUCAUUGCAUGAAUCAUUGCAUCAACAACAAUCAGUGCAAAAUACUCUAAGUGGAGAUGUCGAUAUGGAUGUUGAUAUUAGUGAAUGGUUGGAUAUGUUUACAAAUAACAAUACUGUUGCUAAUUCCAAUCAACCAAGAAGUGUUAGUUAUAAUAGUGAUCCUUUACUAUCUUCAAUGGACAAUGGUCAAGAAACUUUUGACAUGUUCUCACUGGACAAUGAUUUUCGAACACCGUCAGAUACUUUCUAUUAAGCUUGGGGUUAAAGUGUGAAGAGAUACCAUGGCUGAAAUUUGUGAUAAGCUUCAAUGUAAAUUCAAUCUAACAAUAUUCAUAACUAUUUUAUGCUCAAGUUUUCUUUCUAUUGUUUUUUUUUAAUACUACUUUAAUAUAUUUGAUUUGAUGGUGAAUCGUUUUUUGAAAUUUGAUUUUAGGGUAAGUUUGAUUCGCCGUAUAAAUUUUUUGUAAAUGAAUCUUUAUGGUGAUUAUCAAUUAAGGAAUUUAUUUUUUCUUAUGUUGAAUCCUUUAUUAAAUUUUCUAAACUUUUGAUUUUUUUAUAAAUUGCCCUUUCUUGGGACUAUGUGGUGGUAUUAAAAGAAAAAUCUGGAGCAUAAUUAUGUUUAUUAGACUCAAAAGGGCUAAUAUUGUAAAAUAUACUUUUUUUUUUAAUCCUUUUGUGUUUUUACUUGCCAGUUUUUGUGAAUAACAUUAAGUUUUUUUUUAUUUGUUUAUUUAGGUUUAGCUACAUAUUUUUUUUACUGUAUAGCAUUGUAUUAUAGAAUAUUAUAAUUUGUGCUUCAUUUUUAUACCAUUUCCUUCUUUUGAAAAAAAUUAUUAUAAAAAUGUUUGAUCAGUUGAAACAUAUUUAAAAAAAAUUUAAACACUUAAUACUACCUGGUGAUUAAAAUAAUUUAUUUUGCAUAAUUUAACGAUGCAUGAUAUUGAUUUAAAAAUGAUAUUGAUUUGAAAAUGUUUUUAUUGUUAUCGAUUUUUUUAUUUAUAUUGUUUUUUUUAACUAAUCUAUACAACUUUAUGAAUUUAAUAAUUAAAAUAUUGUUUUCUUCAAAUUUGUUAAUUGAAAUUUUUAACAACUGUUGGUUACAUGUACAUUCAGUAAAACCCCUCAGUGCUUAUUUUCUCCUUUAACAUCAAUGUUGAAGGAGAAAACUCAUUUAUCCUACUAAAAUGUCUGUUUAAUUUUGUUUUAAUUUGUGGUAAAAAAAAACUAAUAAAAUAGACCUCCAAUUUUUUGUUUGGCUUUCAUAAAUAUCAAAAUUUACUUAUUCAUUAUCCAGGUCUUUUCUUCAAAGUCCUCUAAAACAUUAAACAUUUAAUACUUAUCUAAUGCAACUAAACAUUAAUGCAUAACAUCAAAUAAGUUCAUAUGGGCACAGGGAUAUGUGUGCUACGAAAUUGUAAUUGGUGAGAAAACAUAUUAUUUCUUACUACUGCUCCUAUCCUUGCUCUUAUUUUAUCUUUUCUACUCAUUUAUGUUUUGUCUUUUGUGCUUUUCUAAUACACACGUUAAAUUAAUUAAAAAUAUAUAGAAAUUAGAUUACCAAAGCUCGCCACUGGUUUUCUGGUUUUUCUUUCUAUCUUUGCCCUUAUUUUAACAAAUGGGUUUACAUUAAGUUUUGCUUGUCAUUCUUUUUUAUCAGAGGCAUACAAUAAUUUAAUAUAUGCCACCUACAUGGAUGAUAAUCAAAUUUGCUACCAAAGUUGUUUUUGCAAAUCCAGUGAAUUUAUGAUAUACAAAAAGAGUAUCUUUGAUUAUCUAUUUGAUUAGGGUAUAUUGGCUAACAAUUUUGUAAAACCAAUAAAUCAUAUGUAAAAAUUAAUUAUUUAGCCCAUUUAGUUUUUCUUUAUUAACUGACCUCAAAUUGCUGAGUAGAAUAUUUAUUUUCCUUUUUUUUCGAUUGCUUUGUUGUUCGUAACCAUUUUAAAUGAACUUCUAACAGUUUAAGUAGAACUCAACUUAACCUGAUCAGAAUCAGUGAAAAGAGAAUGAAACACUUUACCAAGCCCAUGCACUCCGAGAGUGGACAAAGAUAAUUGCUUAUGACCAGGCAAUUUUCCCUGUUAAUCCCAAUUUUAUUUAAAACUUCUUACAAUAUAAUUACUGCAAUUUAAAUGCAGAAAUUUGCAGUUUAUUAUCAUUAAUAGUUUCUAAAUAUAUUGCAAUAAAAUGUUCUCAAUAUUUAAAAAAAAGGUUGUAAAAAUGACCUAAAACAUACAAAAUUCCAUUAAGCAUUCCAUCUUUUCCCUAGUCCAUCAAUUAACAAAACCCCCAGAGUUCUGUAAUUCUCCAUCCCAGUCUUCUUGAAGGAGUUUCACACAACUGUUUACAUUUUUAAAUAGCUCUGAUCAAAUUUAAAAAAUAAAAAUUCGGAACUGAACACGCAUACUGUGAGAUAUUAUUCAAAAUUAUAACGGAUUACAACCGCCAUCUACUGUUGUUAAAAAGUUGAAACAAAAUUUUCCAGAAUGAAAUCAUUCCUGGAGUUGGAAAGGCAUGUCUUUUAUGUGAUACCAAGACCUGUGAAAAGAUAAUUGAUACAUAACGCAAACCUGUUCUUGGUCCUGAGCAGGUUUAGCAUUUAUGGGUUAUUCAUUAAUCAACUAAUCAUUAAAAUUGUCAACACCUGAAUAAUAUAAGUUUUACUAGAUUGUUCUUGAAAUUUAUGAAUGAAAUGUUAUUGGGUGGUUAUACUGAAUGAUUAUUAAUUAAUUUUAUUGCUUCUUUUUAUAAAGGGGCAAUAAAUAUUUGAGUAUUUUUUAUAUUCCUAUGUAUCAAUUUGAACUGUAAAUAAGGCUUAAUGAUGGAUUUGAAUUAAAAUAAUCUAAACAGGUGCCAAACAUUUUUGCUAUUUGAAAUUUCCUAAGGGUUUUAUAACUUGAAAAUAGUGCAAGCAGAUAUGUUGUUUUAUUCUUUUCAAAUGUAUUAAUACUUUCUGAUUUUCUUUUGCUGUUUGUGUAACGGACAUGAAUGUGUGAUGCCGUUUUUUCCACGGUGCUGCGAAGCAUUUCAUGAAUAUUUCAAUCCAUACACUUUAAGGUACAUGUUUUUUUAAUGGAAAGUUCAUUAAAAUCAUAUUCAUCAAAUUUAGUUGGCCUGCUGGUUAGAGACCAACACGUAUACAUCGUUAGUAUGGCGGGCUUACCAUUCCUCCUAAUAAUAUGUUAAGAACGUAAUAAGAUUAUAAAAUGUUUUUUAUGUUGAUGUGUUGAAAGCCUGUUUAUGUUAUCGUUUAAGUGCAUUUAGUUUUUGUUUAGUGAUUUACGCUUUCUGUAAAUUGGAGUUAUUUUAGUUGUGAUUAAUAUUUCAGUUACAUGUAUCUUUGUCUCCACCUUUGUGCCAUUUUGGGAAAGGAACUUUUUAAUUAUUAGUUGGAUGACUUUCCACUUUCUCUCUCUCUCUUUUUCCUUUAAUAAAGAUUCUGUUAACUUUUUAAGUUCAUAUGUUAGUUUACUAAAAUAUGAAAAUAUUGGUUAAAUUUCGUCACUCUUUCUUGUGAUUUGCAAGAGUAAAAAGUUAUACCUAUUUCCAAGAUUUUUUUUUUAAAAAAUAAAAACUAUCCAAUUUGUUAGAAAAUAAGCAUUUGCUAAAUAGUUUUUUUUUUUUUUUGCAGUUAGUCAUAAUCUUUAAAACCUUAAAAUAAUUUUUAUAGUUUUUAGUGUUGAAAAAAUCUUGGACUUUUUAUUUAGAACAGUUGUUUCGAGACAAAGGUGAUUUAAAACAUCAACACAAGAAAAAGAAUUUAAAAAUGAAUAAUUACAGUAAGCUUUCAUUAAUAAUAACUAGUUUCAAUGCAAAAAAUGUAACAAAAUGAUAAUCUUUAGAUUCCAAUUUUUUACAAUAAAAGUUUAUUUUUUGUUUAUUUUUAUUUUUGAUUGUGAGAAAUCUAAUUUAAUUUUAUAAAAAAAUCUUAUCUGUCAAGUACUUAAAAUGUUUUUACUGAACAUAAAAAAUCAAACAAACAAAUUAAAUCAUUUGUACAGAACCUGAGAAAUUGACAGAUUUUAAAAACAUGUUUCUGAGUUUAUGGCAUUUGAAGUUAUAUUUACGUUGUCAUAAAUAAUUACCUGCAUAACUUUGUUUAUGUACAUCAUAUUGACUUGAAAUUUUGACUUAGUAAUUUUGAAUCAAUAUGAUUUUAGAUUGCACAAUAAAAAGAAAUGAAUUUUUUUACCAUUAGGUAUAAUCCCUUAACAGAUUAGCAAUGUUUCAUAAUAAAUAUUUCAAGUAUGAAAUUUAUAGAUUCAAUUCAUAUUUAUAGAUUCAAUUUUGUAACCUCAGUGGAUGAAAUUUAAUUUCAUUAUACCCUGACAUUUUUGUUUUAUCAGUCUAACUAUUGCACAGUAAUUCUGCAGAGUUUGUGUAUCAUCAUUGCAGUAGCAUCUUUAUUUUAUUUUUAUUUCAGCUGGAUUAAUGAUCCAGCAACGAUUUGUACAAUGAUCUUAACUGCUGAAGGUUGAAAUUUUGUAUGAAAACUGCUUGAAUUGCAAAGGGUAAAUAAUGAGAUAAUCAGUCUCUUUGGAAAAAAUAAUAUUAAUUUCUGCAUUAUUCUCUUGUUAGAAAGAAGUUUUGACGGGAUAUUACCAAGAAAUUCCAAAAAUGCUUUAAAAAUUAAUAACAAUGUUGAAUACUUAGUAAUCUCCAAAUAUAUUUUUUUAAUUAUCUUUAUUAAAUAAUAAAGGAAAGUAUAAAAAUAAUUUGAACUAUAUUGUAGUUAUCUUAAAAAGGAUGCUAAGCCACAGGAGAAACCCGUCAUCACAAAUUCUCUUUUACCUCCUUAACUAAUUUAAAGUGUACGAAAAAUGAGUUCAAGCAAACCUAGAGUAUGCCAUGAAGUUUUAAAUACUGAAAAGAAAUUUUCAAAAUGAAAACAAAUUGUGAGAGGAUCCUUAACUUAGGGUUACACAAUUGACUUAGGGUUAUAUAAUUCUCUUCCAAUAAUUUGUUUGCAUUUUGAAAUUUUACUUUAGCAAUUAGGUAUAAUAUAAAAAAAACACAACUACUUCCACUUAGUAGGAAUAACAUUUACCAUGACGCAAUGCUAAAUUCUAUGACACAUAAAUAAAUGCUACUAUCCACAUAAAUGCUACUAUCCACAUAAAUCAAUUAUUAAUCAAAAAUCGAAUAUCAAUUACUUUCCUUUAUAAUGCAAUAAAAUCUGGCGAGCAGCUAUUUAAACGAUCAAACACUUCGUUUGUUUAUUUGUGGCUUGAAGUUAGGCUCGCAGAAAAUGCCGUUCAUGGGUUAAAUUUAGUAGGAAUAACACAACCUGUGACGUAGGCUAUAGUAUACCCAAUUGAAACUACAUGGCCCACACUAGGUUUGCUUGUACCCACUUUUUCAAUACUUUAAUUUUUGAAUUAGCUAUGGAGGUGAAAGAGAAAUUUCUCAUGCGGUAUAGUGUUCUCUUAAUCGGGAAAUGGAAGUAAUUGAAAAAGUUAUUUGACUUUAUUUUGCCAUGAUUCAAUGACAGUAUAAGAAUAAUAUAUUUAACUGUAUUACUUGAGAUUCGGGAUUAUUAUAUUUACUUAACCUAUUUGAAGUAGUUUUAAUAGACCAAUUAAUUUUGUAAUAAUUUUUUGAAUAAUUCAGAUGUAUUUGCAAAUUGGUCAAGUACAGGAGUUCACUUAUUGCUUUAAAAAAUUCACUAACAAUAAAAGCUUAGUAAUUUAUUAUUUUUAAAUUAAAUUUUUCUAGCUCCUUUAUGAAUUUUUGUGAUUGCAAGAUCUGAACCAUUUGUCACAUCACUAGUUUAAAAUGAAUUGCAUAAACAAGUGUGUAAAGUCAAU